AAUUACAGAUGCUUUAUUCUGUAUGUGAAGCACAAGUUUAGGAAGUUAUUUUAGAACCAGAGUGGUGGGAAUCCACCAGUGGUAGACCAGGAUCCUGUAGCUCAGGCUGUCUUGGUAGCUCUCCAAGUAACUUUUCUCUCCCACAGACCAGUCCCCUCAGUGUAUAGGCAUUCUCUGGAACUGGUGGUGGUGGUAUUCUGUCCCCUUCUGUGGGGCCUCACUGUCACAUGAUGGAUGUCUGCAAUCACUGUUCUACCCCAGUUUCCAACUCUAGGGCCAGGUAUUCAACGGCAUAGUGACUAAAAGGCUGUUCAGAGAACCCUGACCAAGAUUAAUUUACCCAAAGUUGGAACAGAAGGACACAGUCAAGUUUAAGAUCAAAUGCUUUCUGUAGUGGCAGAAGGGAGUGCCUAACUUUGACGUUUGCAAAUGCAAAGAGAGGCACGGGUUCUCCAAAAGUUUAGAAAAUCGUAUGAGGUCUGAGUCAGGAAAGGAUUCAAGAAUCCACCACCACGUAUUGAAUCAUAUAGGAGCAGAGCACUUCAUGCGUAUGCUUUUUGUUUUUCAGACAAGGUCUUGCUCUGUUGCCCAGGCGGGAGUGCAGUGGCACAAUCAUGGCUCACUGCAGCCUCGACCUCCUGGGAUCAGGCAAUCCUCCCACCUCAGCCUCCCUAGUAGCUGGUACUGCAGGUGCACACCACCACACCUGGUAAAAACAAAACCAAACACAACUGUAGAGACAUGUCUCUGUUGCCCAGAAUAGUCUCAAACUCCUGGGCUCAAGUGAUCCUCCCACCACAGCCUCCCAAAGUGUUGAGAUUACAGGUGUAAGCCACUGCGCUAGGCCUUAUGUGUGUACUUAAUUUAAACUUCAUCCUUUAAGGCAGCUAUUAGUACCCCUAUUUUUUUAAAAAAAUUAUUUAUUUAUUUUUAAGGCAGAGUCUGGCUCUGUUGCCCUGGCUGGAGUGCAGUGGUACAAUCUCAGCUCACUGCAGCCUCCGCCUCCCAGGUUCAAGGGAUUCUCUGCCUCAGCCUCCAGAGUUGCUGGGAUUACAGUCACGCACUACCACAUUCAGUUAAGUUUUUAUAUUUUUGAUAGAGACGGGGUUUCACCAUGUUGACCAGGCUGGUCUCAAACUUCUGAUCUCAAGUGAUCCUCCUGUCUCGGCCUCCCCAAGUGCUGGGAUUACAGGCAAGAGCCACCCCGCCUGGCUAGUACCCCUAUUUUUGUAAUGAAGAAGCUGAGGUACAAAGAGGUUAAACAACUUGCUCAAAAUUACCAAGUAGAAGCCUGAGAUGGGGUAUGGUAAUUUAUGAUUCUACAUUUAUCCACCAUAUUAAGUCAACUGUGUUAAAUCAUGUUGAAGGAAGAUGAUGCGCUGUGAUGUGUAAUAUUGGUGCAGUUCAGCAUUACUGUGGUGCAGUGUCAAGUUCCAAAAGACACAAAACUGUCUGAUCGGCCUGUAGCGCAUCACCGCCCACCAGCAGUACCUGAAGACGCUUUCAGUCCCCUGCUAGUGCCCGUAGGAGUCCGGGCCGGUCCAUUUACAUUGAAGAAAAACUGAUCCCAGCACCUAAGUUACCCAGACAUCUUUUAGGCGGCAAGCUUUUCAGACAGUUUAACACAUUUAUUCUUGUUUUUUAAAAAAGGGCAAACACGUGGCGUUACAAAGGUCCUCCGUUUGGCACGCACCGGUGUCCCGGCAGCGCGCUGCGCUUCGACAGGCCAGUCUGUCUUCCCGCGGCGCCAGGGGUGAGAAGGUCAGGCAGGCGGGAUUUGGGGUUUCCCGUGUUCCGGACCGGACACUUCGCCAUCUUAACGAGCUACCACCUGGGUUAAGGGGCACCCAGGGCAGGUGCCCGGCCGGGGGUGAGGUAGCCGAGCCGCCGGUGCCUGGACGUGAACCCCUGCAGGGAGGGUCCGCGAGGGAAGCGAGCUCUCCACGGGUCCAUGACAGCAGGCCCGCGGGGGCACGGAGCCUGCGCCAGGCAGUCUUUCUAGAUCCUGGCCCAACUCGGCUGCUUUCGCGCCCGGGCUCCUUUUCCGAGUCCGGGAUCCUAGAGCGAUGCGCAGCGCAGUCCAGGGGUUCCCCCGGCGCGUUCUCGCCGUCUGGAUAGUCGCUGGCCACGCCCCUCCGCUUCCACCCUGACACCGGCCCCUGGCCGCAAAUGUCGCGAGACCUUCGUCCAUCCUCCCGGCGUGGUUCCGCGGCUCACGGCGUCCAGAGCGCGCACGCAGGCCCCGGGAGCGCGGGUCACACAGGGCACGCUGGGUCGGCGGAACUGAGGCUUCCAGCUGUGGGCCUCCCUGGCCCGGUUGCCCAGUCUCGCGAGAGUUGGGAGUAAACAGCCCCGAAUGGAGUGCCCAAGCGUGUUCGCCGCGGAGGCGCCGUUAUCCCGGGCCUGCCGGCCCUGAGCUCCAGGCGGCGCAGAUUGGCUCACAGUGGUUGAUUGAUCAACCCCGUUGGACGUUGGUUCUGUGGUACAAAUGGAAUAUAGGACUCAGUCAUCACGGCCUGAGUGAGAGAAGCCUUAUUUCCAAGAUGGAGAAGAAGCGGAGAAAGAAAUGAAAGCCUCUCUUCAGGCUGAACCACAAAAGGCCAUGGGAUUUAACUUUUAUUUACGUUGGACAAGACUGUAAUAUGGCUGAUCAGUAAUGUUGCAGCUUUUAGCCGAAACAAAAAUUCAUUUCUAAUCAAGAAGAAAAAAGUGUGAUUUGAAUGUAUGCAAUUUUAUGAUCAUAUUCGCUUGUGACCAUGAAGCUUGUCAACAUCUGGCUGCUUCUGCUAGUGGUUUUGCUCUGUGGGAAGAAACAUCUGGGCGACAGACUGGAAAAGAAAUCUUCUGAAAAGGCCCCAUGCCCGGGCUGUUCCCACCUGACUUUGAAGGUGGAAUUCUCAUCAACAGUUGUGGAAUAUGAAUAUAUUGUGGCUUUCAAUGGAUACUUUACAGCCAAAGCUAGAAAUUCAUUUAUUUCAAGUGCGCUGAAGAGCAGUGAAGUAGACAAUUGGAGAAUUAUACCUCGAAACAAUCCAUCCAGUGACUACCCUAGUGAUUUUGAAGUGAUUCAGAUAAAAGAAAAACAGAAAGCGGGGCUGCUAACACUUGAAGAUCAUCCAAACAUCAAACGGGUCACGCCGCAACGAAAAGUCUUUCGUUCCCUCAAGUAUGCUGAAUCUGACCCCACAGUACCCUGCAAUGAAACCCGGUGGAGCCAGAAGUGGCAAUCAUCGCGUCCCCUGCGAAGAGCUAGCCUCUCCCUGGGCUCUGGCUUCUGGCAUGCUACGGGAAGGCAUUCGAGCAGACGGCUGCUGAGAGCCAUCCCGCGCCAGGUUGCCCAGACACUGCAGGCAGACGUGCUCUGGCAGAUGGGAUAUACAGGUGCUAAUGUAAGAGUUGCUGUUUUUGACACUGGGCUGAGCGAGAAGCAUCCCCACUUCAAAAAUGUGAAGGAGAGAACCAACUGGACCAACGAGCGAACGCUGGACGAUGGGUUGGGCCAUGGCACAUUCGUGGCAGGUGUGAUAGCCAGCAUGAGGGAGUGCCAAGGAUUUGCUCCAGAUGCAGAACUUCACAUUUUCAGGGUCUUUACCAAUAAUCAGGUAUCUUACACAUCUUGGUUUUUGGACGCCUUCAACUAUGCCAUCUUAAAGAAGAUUGACGUGUUAAACCUCAGCAUCGGCGGCCCGGACUUCAUGGAUCAUCCCUUUGUUGACAAGGUAUGGGAAUUAACAGCUAACAAUGUAAUCAUGGUUUCUGCUAUUGGCAAUGACGGACCCCUUUAUGGCACUCUGAAUAACCCUGCUGAUCAAAUGGAUGUGAUUGGAGUAGGCGGCAUUGACUUUGAAGAUAACAUCGCCCGCUUUUCUUCAAGGGGAAUGACUACCUGGGAGCUACCAGGAGGCUACGGUCGCGUGAAACCUGACAUUGUCACCUAUGGUGCUGGCGUGCGGGGUUCCGGCGUGAAAGGGGGGUGCCGGGCCCUCUCAGGGACCAGUGUUGCUUCUCCAGUGGUUGCAGGCGCUGUCACCUUGUUAGUGAGCACAGUCCAGAAGCGUGAGCUGGUGAAUCCUGCGAGUAUGAAGCAGGCCCUGAUUGCAUCAGCCCGGAGGCUCCCCGGGGUCAACAUGUUUGAGCAAGGCCACGGCAAGCUCGAUCUGCUCAGAGCCUAUCAGAUCCUCAACAGCUACAAGCCACAGGCAAGUUUGAGCCCCAGCUACAUAGAUCUGACUGAGUGUCCCUACAUGUGGCCCUACUGCUCCCAGCCCAUCUACUAUGGAGGAAUGCCAACAGUUGUUAAUGUCACCAUCCUCAACGGCAUGGGAGUCACAGGAAGAAUUGUAGAUAAGCCUGACUGGCAGCCCUAUUUGCCACAGAACGGAGACAACAUUGAAGUCGCCUUCUCCUACUCCUCAGUCUUAUGGCCUUGGUCGGGCUACCUGGCCAUCUCCAUUUCUGUGACCAAGAAAGCGGCUUCCUGGGAAGGCAUUGCUCAGGGCCAUGUCAUGAUCACUGUGGCUUCCCCAGCAGAGACAGAGUCAAAAAAUGGUGCAGAACAGACUUCAACAGUAAAGCUCCCCAUUAAGGUGAAGAUAAUUCCUACUCCCCCGCGAAGCAAGAGAGUUCUCUGGGAUCAGUACCACAACCUCCGCUAUCCACCUGGCUAUUUCCCCAGGGAUAAUUUAAGGAUGAAGAAUGACCCUUUAGACUGGAAUGGUGAUCACAUCCACACCAAUUUCAGGGAUAUGUACCAGCAUCUGAGAAGCAUGGGCUACUUUCUAGAGGUCCUUGGGGCCCCCUUCACAUGUUUUGAUGCCAGUCAGUAUGGCACUUUGCUGAUGGUGGACAGUGAGGAGGAGUACUUCCCCGAAGAGAUCGCCAAGCUCCGGAGGGACGUGGACAACGGCCUCUCGCUCGUCAUCUUCAGUGACUGGUACAACACUUCAGUUAUGAGAAAAGUGAAGUUUUAUGAUGAAAACACAAGGCAGUGGUGGAUGCCGGAUACCGGAGGAGCUAACAUACCAGCUCUGAAUGAGCUGCUGUCUGUGUGGAACAUGGGGUUCAGCGAUGGCCUGUAUGAAGGGGAGUUCACCCUGGCCAACCAUGACAUGUAUUAUGCGUCAGGGUGCAGCAUCGCGAAGUUUCCAGAAGAUGGCGUCGUGAUAACACAGACUUUCAAGGACCAAGGGUUGGAGGUUUUAAAGCAGGAAACAGCAGUUGUUGAAAACGUCCCCAUUUUGGGACUUUAUCAGAUUCCAGCUGAGGGUGGAGGCCGGAUUGUACUGUAUGGGGACUCCAAUUGCUUGGAUGACAGUCACCGACAGAAGGACUGCUUUUGGCUUCUGGAUACCCUCCUCCAGUACACAUCGUAUGGGGUGACACCUCCUAGCCUCAGUCACUCUGGGAACCGCCAGCGCCCUCCCAGUGGAGCAGGCUCUGUCACUCCAGAGAGGAUGGAAGGAAACCAUCUUCAUCGGUACUCCAAGGUUCUGGAGGCCCAUUUGGGAGACCCAAAACCUCGGCCUCUGCCAGCCUGUCCACAUUUGUCUUGGGCCAAACCACAGCCUUUAAACGAGACGGCGCCCAGUAACCUUUGGAAACAUCAGAAGCUACUCUCCAUCGACCUGGACAAAGUGGUGUUACCCAACUUUCGAUCGAAUCGCCCUCAAGUGAGGCCCUUGUCCCCUGGAGAGAGCGGCGCCUGGGACAUUCCUGGAGGGAUCAUGCCUGGCCGCUACAACCAGGAGGUGGGCCAGACCAUUCCUGUCUUCGCCUUCCUGGGAGCCAUGGUGGUCCUGGCCUUCUUUGUGGUACAAAUCAACAAGGCCAAGAGCAGGCCGAAGCGGAGGAAGCCCAGGGUGAAGCGCCCGCAGCUCAUGCAGCAGGUUCACCCGCCAAAGACCCCUUCGGUGUGACCGGCAGCCUGGCUGACCGUGAGGGCUGGAGCGAGCCUUCACGGAUGGCGCUGGUGGGUGAGCCGAGCUGUGGUGGUGCCUGGUUUAAAAGGGAUCCAGUUUCCAGCUGUAGGUUUGUUAGAGUCUGUUCUGCAUGGGCCUGCCCUCCUGUGAUGGGCAGAGGCUCCUGGUACAUCGAGAAGAAUCCUGUGGGUCCCGUCAGGAGGAACUUAGUGGCUCUGCCGCCAGUGAGACUUCCCACCGGGCAGCUGUGCGCACCAAAGACUCGGGGGAACCUGGAAAGGCUGUCUGGGGUCUGCUGACUGCAGGGGAAGGAUGUACUUUCCAAACAAAUGACACAACCCUGACCAAGCUAAAAUACGCUUGUUAAAGGCUAUUUUCUAUAUUUAUUGUUGGGAAAAGUCACUUUAAAGACUUGUGCUAUUUGGAAGCAAAGCUAUUUUUUUUGUCAGUGGAAUGCAGUUUUUUUUACUAUUUCAUCAUGAGGAACAACAUAGAUUCCAUGAUCUUUUUAAUGACAGUACAGACUGAGAUUUGAAGGAAACAUGCACAAAUCUGUGAAACAUAGACCUUCGCUUUAUUUUUGUAAGUAUCACCUGCCACCAUGUUUUGUAAUUUGAGGUCUUGAUUUCACCAUUGUCGGUGAAGAAAAUUUUCAAUAAAUAUGUAUUACCCAUCUGAAGCUUAAA
Symphalangus syndactylus (siamang) is the source of this 6604-nucleotide messenger RNA. It is a transcript of the gene MBTPS1, whose product is annotated as membrane bound transcription factor peptidase, site 1. Lineage: Eukaryota; Metazoa; Chordata; Mammalia; Primates; Hylobatidae. The record is from RefSeq and is a predicted model, not a curated record. Gene Ontology annotation, biological process: proteolysis. Gene Ontology annotation, molecular function: serine-type endopeptidase activity. Gene Ontology annotation, cellular component: Golgi apparatus.